GCCAAUUUCAAACACUCGCCGCCACCAUAUUGGAAGGAGAAUACCGAAAACAGACACUGGGUUUCAAAACACGGGCUUUUUUCCUACGAUAACCCGAGCUUUACUGUUUUUAUCAGAGAUCGGAUAUAUUCCUCUACUGUGCUUUUGUUUUUUUUCCUGAAGCGAAGGUUUUAGCUGUUAUACAGUAUCGUUUCCUCAGCCCGUGUUGUUGUUGUUUUAGUGUUGAUUUUAACUAAAGCUCGCUGGGCUGUAACUGUUAGCUUAGCUUUAGCUGAGGAAAAAAGCGCGUAUAUCGUGUUUAGGAAGUUUUAUUUGAGUUAACUUCGUAUCCAUGGCGUUUAAAGGGGCGAAUUAACUUAGAAAACGAAGGUUAGCUAAGCUAUAUAGUUAUAUAUGUGUGUGUGCAGCUAUCUAAAUGUAGUUCUACAAAUACUUGCUAGCCUAGCCAGCAGGUUUAAUAAACAGCCUGUAAGAGAGACUGAGCGCCGCCGCCGCUGCUGAACUCCGUUAGCUAAAGCUAGUUAGCUUAGCUCAGUUAGGUACAGUUAACGUUAGCUUGAAAGCUAAGCUAAGCUAAUUCUAGCUUGUUUCACUUGAAACCCAGUCUGUCUUUCUCUCUCUCUCUCCUCAUGAACAUAGCGAGUGAUAGUCAUAGCUUAGCAGUGCUGCUGAAAACAUUUAAUUCUCAUUUCUCCUUACUCAGGACUUAAGCUAAACAACCCUCUCGUUUCUGCUCUGUUUUUUGAGCUCUAAAGUUGUAGCUCGUUCGUUAGCUUUUGUUUUUUUUUAGCUAGUUUAGCUAAACCACAGUCGAAGUGGAGCAGAAGAGAGAAACUAGCCAGCUCGCCGCUCCUGGAGAAGAAAAAGGAAUAACCUCCUUGUUUUUCCAUGGACAACACGUCCAUAAUAACGCAAGUUACGAACCCAAAGGAGGAGGAGAUAUUAUCGUCAAACCCUGAAAAAGUUUCGCUGUCUAGCAGCAGCUUGAAGAAGAAGAGUCGCCGGAGUCUCUUCAGCUCCUUCUUCUGCUGCCUGCGGAACUAUGAAGCUGAUCCUCCUGCCACCACCAACAACAAUACCAGCCCUCUGCCUCCUCCUGUGGAGGAGAACGGAGCGCCGCCUAAGUGUGAACAGGCUGAGGUCAUCCCUGUACCCGGUCCUCCAGAGAAAUACCUCCUCUCCGAGGUGAACAUUAACGACUAUGGCAAGAAGUGUGUUGUAAUAGACUUGGACGAGACUCUGGUGCACAGUUCAUUCAAGCCCAUAAGCAAUGCUGAUUUCAUUGUUCCAGUGGAGAUAGAUGGCACAGUUCAUCAGGUCUACGUACUGAAGAGACCAUUUGUGGACGAGUUUCUACAGAAGAUGGGAGAACUGUUUGAGUGUGUGCUCUUCACAGCCAGUCUGGCCAAGUACGCUGACCCUGUGGCUGACCUUCUGGACCAGUGGGGAGUGUUCCGGGCUCGGCUCUUCCGGGAAUCCUGCGUGUUCCACCGAGGAAACUACGUCAAAGACCUCAGCCGGCUCGGGAGGGAGCUACACAAUGUCAUCAUAGUGGACAACUCCCCUGCUUCCUAUAUCUUCCACCCAGAGAAUGCUGUUCCAGUUCAGUCGUGGUUUGACGACAUGAACGACACCGAGCUGUUGGACCUACUUCCGUUCUUCGAAGGACUGAGCAAAGAAGAAGACGUGUAUGGAGUUCUGCAGAACCUCAGAGCCAGGUAGCAAGCUGAGCUGCCCUGCCUUAUAAGAGGGUGCAAUGGAGCGGUCUGGCGAGGGCGAGUUGCUCUGGGGGCGAGGGGUCGAUUUCUUUCUUUCUUCUCUCCCAGACGUCACUUAACAGCAGCCCACUGCUCACUACACAGGAACAGCAGAUCCACGUCUGCAGCCCACCAGGGAGACCCAUACAGUGUGACGUAAACUCCACUACACGCGGACCUUUACUGCUCGAGAGACCCAGACUUGGCUCUCCUUCUAAGUGCUUAAUAAUAAACCAAAAACACAAACUCCCUUUCUUUUUUUCUCCCCUUUUUUCUUUUGUGAAAACAAGAGACUCCAAGACAAUACAGAUCUUUGGGUUGUCGCUAUGCAGGCAGGCUCUGUGGCCUGUAGAAGUAAAGGACUGUUCUUUGGUUUGGUUUGGUUUUAGUUUUUGUUUUGUUGUUUUUGCUUACCCAACAAAGUGCCUUUUUUGAAUGUCAUUUUUAUGGGGAAGGGGGAACACACUUUUGUACAUGGCGUAUUUCCAGAGAAUCUUUUCCAGAAUUCUGCUCUUUAAAACCGGAGAAACGUCUGAAAUGUUUCGUAAAGGCACUAAGGCCGGAGUUUUUUUUUUUUUUUUGUUAGUUUUUUUUUUUUUUUUAAUCUUAUAGGCAAACGUCUCCAUCUGUGUUCUUGUUUUCUUUUGCUUUAGCUCCAUUUAGUGCCAUCGAAUAGACAUGGUCUUUAUCGUUGUUUCUUUAAUAGACGUGCGUAUCUGAUUUGUCUAAUAAGAGCAAAGGAAUGCAUUUGCACUUGUGUUCGUUUUACACUAUGUUGAGGCUCCGUAUUUAAUUUUGUUGCUUUGUUGCUGUUUGUUUAUGAUGCGCUGCAGACCCGCGCUGCAGAUCGUACCGUGCCAACGGAUGGUUGUUUCCUCUCCGUUAUUUCAUUUUAUCUUUUACAUUUUAAUUACUUGUAAAUUUUGUUUUCCCCAUGCUAUUUGCUUGCUGAAGCUUGUCAUCAGCACGUGGGUCCAUUUUAUUUUCAUUUUUCAUUUUUAAACCCGAUGAAUGAAUUCGUAGAGUAUUGAAAUGUAGGGGAGAGGCCAGGCAAGGCCAUGCGAGGCCGGUUAAGUUUGACAGUGACUUUUGGUCGUUUUAAAGCAUUUUCCCGGAGAUUAGAGCGAGUUAGUUGAAAGUUGAGUUACGUUUUUAAAGUGUUAGUCUUUUUUUUUUUUUUUUUUUUUUUU
This is a messenger RNA of Astyanax mexicanus (Mexican tetra), 2947 nucleotides long. RefSeq names its product CTD (carboxy-terminal domain, RNA polymerase II, polypeptide A) small phosphatase-like b (gene ctdsplb). The transcript has 8 exons. Bases 889 to 1722 code for a protein of 277 amino acids. Gene Ontology annotation, molecular function: RNA polymerase II CTD heptapeptide repeat phosphatase activity. The record is from RefSeq and is a predicted model, not a curated record. Lineage: Eukaryota; Metazoa; Chordata; Actinopteri; Characiformes; Acestrorhamphidae.